This is a messenger RNA of Malania oleifera, 1217 nucleotides long. RefSeq names its product chorismate mutase 2-like. NCBI's taxonomy places the organism in Eukaryota, Viridiplantae, Streptophyta, Magnoliopsida, Santalales, Ximeniaceae. The transcript has 6 exons. The record is from RefSeq and is a predicted model, not a curated record. Gene Ontology annotation, cellular component: cytoplasm. Gene Ontology annotation, molecular function: chorismate mutase activity. Bases 38 to 988 code for a protein of 316 amino acids. Gene Ontology annotation, biological process: aromatic amino acid biosynthetic process; chorismate metabolic process.
AAUAUUUGUUUGAUUACUCUUUCAAAUCCUUCGCUAAAUGGGGGUAUUUGGUCUAACUAGCAUGGCCAAAAUGCGUCGUUACGAGUUGCAACCACAGCCGUGCUUACGAUUAUUGUUUGCUAUCAUAAUAGCUCUCUUGAUGGAGACAGCAGCAUGUGAUUCAAGUUCAACAAGUCCAUAUACACUGGACUCCAUAAGAGACUCUCUGGUCAGACAAGAAGACACCAUCAUCUUCAGACUCAUAGAGAGAGCAAAAUUCCCUCUCAACUCUGCAACCUACAAUGAAUCUUAUCUCCCGAAAUGGUGCCCUACAUGUGCUUACAAGACAAUAGCUCAGUUGAUAACUUGGGGAACAGAGUUUCUUCAAGCCAAGGUGAUCGGUCUUUCUCUGUCUCUUCUGUAUAUCUCACCAUGCUUGUUUAAUUCCUUGGCUGGUAGAUACGUAAAUCCAGAAGAAAUUCCCCUCUCCCCAUAUGCUCUACCGCUCCCCCUGGUGCACCCCAACUUCUCCAAUAUUCUGUAUCCACCAGCUGCGAGGGUUAACAUGAACAAGAACAUAUCAGAGUUUUAUUUUAAGCAGCUGCUUCCUCUUUUUGUGGCUGAAGGUGAUGAUGGCAACUACGCUCAAACUGCAGCUGCUGAUGUUCUCUGUUUGCAGGCUCUCGCAACAAGAAUUAAUGAUGGGAGAAUUGUGGCUGAGCUUAAAUACAUAGCUUCCCCAAAGGACUACGGGCCUGCAAUUCUUGCUAAGGACAUAAAUACUCUGAUGAAGCUAUUAACUGUCCCGAGUGUUGAAGAGAUGGUGAAAAAAAGGGUUGAGAAGAAAACCAAGGUGUUUGCGCAAGAUGUGACACUUGAUGACAACAAGAACACCACUUCAAAGUACAAAGUUGAUCCAACAAUUGUUCGUCAACUCUACGAAGCCUAUGUGAUCCCUAUGACAAAAGUUGUUGAGGUUGAGUACCUCCUUCGCCGCCUUAAUAAGUAGUUACAUCGAAGUUAGUACAAAUUAAUGACAUUUCACAUGAUCAUGUGGUAGCCAGUAUGCACUCUAUAGACUGAUCAUUGAGAUGUGCACUCUUUAGCGAAUUAAUUAUGUAACUUACAUAUUUGCUUUAAUAAUAAAUUUGGAAGUGUUACAAAAUCUCAAACAAAUGUCAAUGUAAACACUCCAUUUUGUCCGACCAUUAUAUAGCAAAACUUUAGGAGCUUCUAAA